CUCGCUUCAAGUGCCAUCAUCAGCACGUCCAGUCAUCCAAAUCACCAUUCACUCUCUCCCUUCACACUCUUUCAACUCUCCCUCCCUCUCGUCCACCCAAUUCGCAAUCCCGGCACCACGGUCCAGAUUUGCAGAAACACCUGGAUUGUCGCCACGCUGGCCUCAGGUGUUUCUCUGCCAUCCGUGGCCACAUCACACUUGCAACUUCAACCUCACCUAUACCUUUUCCACCGACGUCUUCCAAACGGGGUAAACGCCUGCUUCAACUGCCUUCUGAACACUUGUGCACUUGACCUUCACGUCGAAGCAGCCUAUCAACCUUCCUAACAACAUCAGGGUUCACGCUUUCGGCCCGUCGACACAGCCCACAGACGCUCCUCCUUCCCCGCCGCUAUCGACUUGCAUCCUCUACGGAUGCCACAACGACACCUUUCUGCCAUCCAAACACUGCUCGUUGAACCAGAAAAACAGAAAAGCUUCGGAGGCCACAAUCAGGAUUAAUAUUGAACCAAACUACUCCACGGAUUAUCCACACUGGAGUCUCAGACACGAAACAGCAUAUUGUGAGUACAGUCGACAUCUGGUUUUGUACAUCUUAGCUUUUGGGGUUUCCAUAUCUACUGGAACGGCAUCGUGCGUGUCAUCUGCUUGCUUCCCCCGGCUGGUCCCAGAGUUCAUAUAUCCACCAUGGCCUCCACCACCAUGCCACCACCUCCCACUCCCUUCGCUCAUCGACGAACCCAUCGACUCAUAAACAAGAGCCAUCCUUUGUCACCUCCUGCAUCACCCGAGUCACCAGAAUGCAUUCUGCGUAAAAUGUCCCUGGCUAAAGGCGCUACUUUUCACUGCUCAUCUUCUCCCUCAAAGGACGAUGAUCCAGUCUUGAGCGUUCCUCACUUGACCCGCCGCUCUCCGACAUGCUCGCAGUCUACUCUGACUAGCUGGCUAUCCGAGAAGGAAGACGUCGCAAAGUCUAUCGCUGACUUUGAGGAGACCUUUUCGGGCGCUCGUGGAAAACGAUCUGCGGCCAGGCGCAGCUCCUCUCAGAACUUUGAUCAUCAGGUCUGGGUGCGACGUGCCGCUCUACCAUCCGACGAAGGUUUGGGCACAUCCGUUAGCCCCGCCAGUGACAAGGGUCUGUCUAGGUCCUUUGAAAGAGCUUUGGACUUGUUGUCGAACAGGGAUAGUGGGUUGGGGUCUUCGAUCAAGAGUGACUCAGCCGAGCGAGUUGUGGGACACACCUCUGAAGAAGACGGUCUUGUUCAAGACUUGAUUCAAGAAGCUGACUCUUCAGAAACGACCUCCCGCCGCCUCAGGCAUCGGGGCGAUCCUUCAACCUCUAGAUCCUCCAACGCUACUCCUCCUUCUGCCGUCACCGAAAGUGUCGCACCUCGCCUUUCCAGACCGAACCUCCGUCAUCCACCUCUCACUGUCUCCGCCCGCAAUAAACUCAAGAAACAUAUAAUCUCGCCCAUUCUCGAGGAGACUCGCUUUGAGAACUUUCAUCCUUUUGUUACCGCCCUUGGAUCCAAGGCUAACAAGAACAUUAAAUGCUUGCGUGAUCUGGAACAGAGCCUCAUCUUCCAGCCGCUGGUAAGCACAUUGAUCGACCAAGAUCUCUCAGAGACUGACGCUGCCCACAAGACCUUUGCCAUCUCGAGGCAUCUUUACCGCGCCUUCGGCGAGUUUACUAUCCAGCUCGUCGUCGACGCUUAUCAACAUCUCUCUGAAUCAGAACAACGACGUGCCUCUGACCGACCUUACGACAACGGUUACUUCCUUGACUUGGUCCAGCAAGUAAACCAACUCGCCUCUCACAUCGGAUCCUCCAGCCGCGACCCGCAGUCUGAAGGUGCGGAGGACAACGACGAGAUGUCUUACUCCAUCGAUGACAAUGUCACCUUGGAGGGUGGCCUCGGUGAGACUGGCAACUAUGCCGAGCUUGUUCGUUGGAAGAAUGGCAAGCCUCUUUCUCUACGUACUGGUGAACUCUAUGAACCAAGUCCAGGGAUCAAGAGGCAGAGCAGCAGUGCUCACGAUGAAGACGUUGAACGCUCUAUGGCUCGCAGAAAGAAGGGUUAUAUCCCUGAAAUUGUCGAGAUGAAGUGUUCGGACCCGACUUGCGACAAGGUCUUCACCCGAAAGUGUGACCUGGCUAAGCAUGAGAAGACUCAUUCUCGUCCUUUCAAAUGUCCUGAGGAAGGCUGUAAAUACCACGAAAUGGGUCUUCCAACCGAGAAGGAACGUGAGCGCCAUUGGAAUGACAAGCAUUCCAAGAACCCUCAGUUCUACAAGUGCGACUACUGCGAAUUCCGCACCAAACGCGAGAGUAAUUGCAAACAACACAUGGAGAAGAAGCAUGGCUGGCAUUACGAACGUGCGAAGGGCAAAGAUAAGGCCGCAAUCGGCUCCGGCAAGAUGACGCCCGCACAAACUCCUCAGACUCCAAGCAUGGACUACUCUGCUAGCCCUGCCAUCUCGACCAGUCUCCACAGCCACUGGGAUGAUGCGAGCUCUAUCUCUGGUAGCAUUGCUGGUAGCGCUGUAAUCACUCCCUAUGAGCAGCCGCUGAAUAACUUUGAUACUUAUCAACCUGCUCCCGUGAGCUACUCGAACCCGAUUUUCCCCAGGAACUCUUCGUCAAUGUCGUACAAUCAACGGGUUGAUGAUUUCGACUUUAACAAUGCCCCAUUCAACAGCACCUUCCAGCCGGCUCAGGCUUACAUUUCUCCCACCACGACGACUCCCAUGAGUGCAGUCAACAUGAUGGGCACGCCGAUUACCCCAGCAUACAGCAACAUCACCGAGCCAUCCCCCUACGACACCUCGAUGGAUCUUAUGAUGGAUUGCACCAACCCAACUGUUUUCAACGAAGGUCUUCCCACUCCAAGCUCCUUCUUGGUCCCUCAGUCUCGCAACCCAUCAAUCUCCGAGCACUCUCCCAUGGUUGCAGGACCAUCUGGCCAGCCCUUUGGUAAGGCUCCAAUGAUGGGUCAGGACUUUGACUUCCCCGUCGAGGACUUUUCUCUUUUCGGUGGUCAAGACAGCAAUGCGUUUUCAAACCCGGCUGCUGCGAGUGCGACUCUCUUUCCCGGUGGUCCAGAGGCUUUCGCCGCCCUGGACAACGACCCCAUGUUCGACGAGUCCUACAAUGACGACGAGCUUUUCGACUGGGAUAUGACGAAUAAUUAGAAUGUUCAUUAUUGGCAGGUAGGCCAAGGUCUCUUGAGGUCACAGACGACCUGUUAGAUUAUGCGAAGAAAGCUUCGCUGACGAUGUGUAUGAUUGUUUGGAUGGACGGUUUAUUUUCUCGGUUGCUUUUCAUUUCACUACUCCACCCGUCUCACCCUGAAAACCCGAGAAAAAGAUGGAGGUGUCGAGACCAAAAUUGAAGAAGAAGCGACGCACUCUAAGCGACGAUGUGACGAAUAAUUUUAUGGACUUUCAAUUCUCGGGAUGAACAGGAAUUGGGCUUGGAUUCAGAUUGACCUAUGAGAUGGGCACCUCAAACAGGUUAGAACACGAGUAUGAGAGAGGUCUCUGGAUAGCCAUUCACAGAGACAGGGUUUCUAUUCCUACUUGCCCGUAUUCCUCAUUAUUCUUUGACAACACUAUUGUUCACGGCGAUGGGGAGAAUGGAAAUUGGAUUUCGCAUAGGACCAUGCUACAACCGCAAUACCAGUAUCAUCUCUAUCCUCAUCUCUAUCCUCAUCUCCAUCCUCUCCUACUGAAAAAGCUGUUUCCAAGAAAUUACUUUCCAAGAAUGUGUCUCCGUUGUGAAAAUAUUCUGAUUUUAUAGAAAUCUGCCCUCAAUUGUAGCCUGUUAAGAAAAGAGUGCCGAGGACGUUUUGGAUAUUUGUACCCCCGUUUUGUUUAAAACCCCGUAGAUCAUAUCUCUCCCUCAGAUGUCCCACC
Molecule: messenger RNA, 3915 nt
Organism: Exophiala oligosperma
Lineage: Eukaryota; Fungi; Ascomycota; Eurotiomycetes; Chaetothyriales; Herpotrichiellaceae
Exons: 3
Coding region: 688-3192 (834 amino acids)
Biological process (GO): regulation of transcription by RNA polymerase II
Cellular component (GO): nucleus
Source: RefSeq, a predicted model, not a curated record